Molecule: messenger RNA, 2214 nt
Organism: Cucumis melo (muskmelon)
Lineage: Eukaryota; Viridiplantae; Streptophyta; Magnoliopsida; Cucurbitales; Cucurbitaceae
Product: exonuclease 1
Exons: 12
Coding region: 384-2114 (576 amino acids)
Molecular function (GO): 5'-flap endonuclease activity; DNA binding; metal ion binding
Source: RefSeq, a predicted model, not a curated record
GAUGUAAAAAAAACAAAAGCAAAAAUCGGAAGCGCGCGGACGAAGCACCGAGCGCGCUUCCGGCGAUUUAAAACACGUUUCGCGGUAAAAGUAUUUCAAGCCAUUUGACCGUGCUGUCCUUACUCCGAUCACAAUAUUACAAAAGACCCAACAACGAUUUCCCUUUUUCUUAAUUUUUGUGGCCAUUGCAUUAAUUGCAUUUGCUCUUGUAUGCUUGCCGUAACCCUGUCUCUGCUUCCACAUUUGCUAUCCCUCCCGCCAUUAUCCAUGUCUUGAGCUUUUUCAUCAGUGCGACAACGUUUGAGGUUCAAAAGAAGGGAAAAGAAAGUCAAAACCUCAAAACCCUCGAACUUCACUUUGAAAAUCAUCGGUGUUUUAGUCAAAUGGGGAUAAAAGACCUCCUCAGGUUCAUGAAGCCCUACAUUGAGCCCAUUCACAUCAAGAAAUACGCCGGCGAACGUGUGGGCAUCGACGCGUAUAGUUGGCUCCACAGAGGAGCUUAUUCUUGUAGUAUGGAGAUUUGUCUUAAUUCUAAUAGUGAUAAGAAAUGGCGAUAUAUAGACUACUGUAUGCAUAGAAUCAAUCUGCUUCGUCACUAUAAGAUAGUCCCAGUUGUUGUUUUCGACGGCGGGAAUCUUCCGUGCAAGGCAGUCACUCAGCAAGAGAGGCACAGAAAAAAAGAGAAAAACAGGGAAUUAGCAAUGGAGAAGCUGAAAGAAGGGAAUAUUAAUGCUGCCUCUGAGCUUUUCCAGCGAGCAGUGAACAUUACUCCAUCCAUAGCAAAUCAACUCAUAAAGCUUCUUAGAGAACACAACAUCGAAUUCGUCGUAGCCCCUUAUGAGGCUGAUGCACAGUUGGCAUAUCUUUCCAGCCUCGGAACACAAAACGGUGGAAUUGCGGCUGUGAUCACAGAGGAUAGUGACAUGAUUGCAUAUGGUUGUAAAGCUACAAUCUUUAAGAUGGACCGAUAUGGCAAUGGUGAAGAGAUGAUGCUGGAUAAGAUUUUUAACUCUGCUAGCUGUACACCUUCCUUCAGAGAUUUUGACAAGGAAUUGCUGACAGGCAUGUGUGUCUUAGCUGGCUGUGACUUUCUUCCUUCUGUUCCUGGAAUCGGCAUCGCAAGGGCUUACGCUCUGGUCUCCAAGCAUCGGAAUCUGGAACAUGCUCUUUCUGCUUUGAAGCUUCAGAAAAAGGAGAAAAUGCCUGAAGAUUACUUCAAACUUUUCAGACAAGCUAUGGCAGUCUUUCAGCAUGCACAAAUUUAUGAUGCUGAAACGAGGAAGCUCAUACCCAUGAAGCCGCUUCCCUUAGAGCUUCUGCAGGCCCUAGAUGAAGAAAUUGAUUUUUUGGGACCAGAUAUGCCUCCUUCAAUAGCUGUUUCAAUAGCCGAAGGAAGGUUAAAUCCCGUAACUAUGGAGGCCUUUAGCUAUUUCUCGAGUGAAGAAUGUAGCCAAGACCUUAUAAUAAAGAAUAACGAAACACUUCCAAGGACGGAGAAAGCUGAGGUAUCUGGGAAGGAGAGCUGUUUUAUGGUCGUUGGUAAGGACAGAGAAAGACAUAUCCCAGAUAAGAGAAUUAAACCUGUAGCAGGCUAUAAGAAUUCUAAAGAAGAAUUUGCACUUGAGAAGCUAAUUACACCGUCGAGUGUUCCAAGAACAAAUGAAGACAAACCUGUUCUUGGCUACAAAUCAAUAAAGACUCCGGAUAACAAUCCAUUCAAGAGAAGGAAAGUUGAUGAAUUGCCCUUGGAUCUAGCGCAAAGGGUUGAUGAAGAAGUUUCAGUCGUAAGUGAGGAUGAAUGUGCCUUAUUAUCGUGCGCCACUUCAGAUAACUUAAUAUCAAAAUCUUCUAAUAAAAGAAAACUAAAUGAAGCUCUCACUGGCCAAAAGGACAACGCUACUGAGCAUAUAUCAGGGGUAACCCAAGAAGAGGAUUCGGUGCUGUUAGAACUGCCACCAGAAUCCCAAAAAAGCAUAACCGCAAAGGCAAGCAGUGUUAUAGGUAGAAAAAGAGUUGUAGGCAAGGAGAACAAGGUAAAAAGUAGUUCAGGGAUUCCAAAGAAUAGUAUAUUGAACUUCUUCUCUAAAGUAUUAUCAUGUAAAUUUCUGUCUUGACAAUCCAUUCAGAAUUUCUACUAGGGAAAUCUUGUGUUUUUGCAUUAAUCCACUUGAGUGUAAUUUUUCUGAAUGGAUUGACCGUCGCAAUCUUCUUAAA